Trypanosoma rangeli is the source of this 777-nucleotide messenger RNA. RefSeq names its product sucraseferredoxin-like family protein. The coding region runs from base 1 to 777 and encodes 258 amino acids. The transcript has a single exon. The record is from RefSeq and is a predicted model, not a curated record. NCBI's taxonomy places the organism in Eukaryota, Euglenozoa, Kinetoplastea, Trypanosomatida, Trypanosomatidae.
AUGACAUUUGUUGAGAGUAGUCAAGACGAAUUCGUGUCUCGCCUCUCAAAGGAGACUCUGAAGGACAUUGAGGGCCUUGAUCCGCUGCUGUUUGGGUUUGGCAGGGAGGAGUGCUGUGGACCCCUACCAGAUAAGCUUCCAGGAAGCAUAGCAUUCAAGGAACAUGUAUUUCUGUCCACCAACUUAACUGCAACGCAGUGGGAUGCAAAAACAGGAAAUGUUCCGGGUUAUACUGCACUUGAAAAGGCUGUCAAUUCGGAGGGGGGCAAGAAGCUCACCGUUUAUUACCGUCCUGGUCCUGAUACGUGUAUUUUGAGAUUUAAAUAUGAGGAGUCUUUGGCGUCGCUGCUCAUUACACAGUAUUCUUGCAUCACAGAAGAGGAACUCCCAUGGGAAUCCAACGGUGCGGUCAGCUGCGAUCGCUCAAAUGAGUUGUUUGUUUUUGUUUGCUCUCAUCGUUCUCGUGAUCACCGUUGCGGGUACUGUGGCGCCGUUUUGGUGGAUCUUCUGCGCCAGUCUAUCAAAGCCAGGAAGGGCGAUGAUGAAUCUAUUCACGUUUACCCAUGUUCUCACGUUGGUGGGCAUGUCUACGCUGGGAAUGUCCUGUUGUACAGUAAGCAUGGAGGUGUGUGCUUCGGCUGCUUUACCCCAGCUCAGGUAAAAACCUUUGUUGAUUUUCUCGUCGGGGGCGCUGUGGAAAUUCCCGCCUCACUGAAGCAGCGGAUUCGGGGCCACAUCGGCUACACAAAUGUCGACUCCAAGUGCUGCGUCAUGUAG